CAUGUUUAUACUUACACAUUUUUAUUUUUAUUCCAGGCAAAAUCCGCUGAAUCAAAGAAGGCCAAAAAAGAAAAGGCCGCUGAUGCUGAUUCAGAUGAUGAAGAGGUUUUAGAAGAGAUCACCGAGGGUGAUAGUGAAAUUGAAAGUGACGAAUAUGAUAUCCCCUACGAUGGUGAGGAGGAAGACCUCGAAUGCGACGAUGACGACGACGAGAACGACGACGGCUCCGGCUCAGAUGAUCAGGCGUAAUAAUAAUAUAGUAGUCAAAACCAUUUAAAUUAAAUAUAAAAAAAAUAUAAAAAAUGCAAGAAAACUUAAAAAACUGCAAAACAAAAAAAUGUAAUAACACAAACAAAGAAACAAAAAUGAUGAAGAAAGAAGUAUAUAAUUAUUAUGUUAAGAAAUACUUUUUAAUUUCUUAUUUUAUUUUAAUUGUAUUAUGUGUAAUUUUUUUUAUAAAAAAAUAAGAGAAUGAUGAUGAUGAGAACAACAAAAGGCGAAAAAAACCCACAAACUGCAUAAUUUUUUCCUUUACACUUAAGUCUUACGUAUAUUAUCAUUUUAAUAUAUAAUUAUAUAUAUAUAUACAUACAUAUAUAUAAACAACUUAAGCGUAAUGAUGAAAAGAUGAGUUAAACAAAAAAUAUUAAAUAAUAAUAAUAACAAUGAGAUGAAAAUGAUGAACACAAAUUACAACAAUAGCAAUUAGAAACGUUACAAUUGAGUAAAAAAUACAAAAAACAUGAAAAGUAUUUAAAUAAAAGAAAAUUAUGUGAAAAAAAUUUAA
Molecule: messenger RNA, 787 nt
Organism: Bactrocera dorsalis (oriental fruit fly)
Lineage: Eukaryota; Metazoa; Arthropoda; Insecta; Diptera; Tephritidae
Gene: Bacc
Product: bacchus
Exons: 2
Source: RefSeq, a predicted model, not a curated record